CAGGCAGACCGUAGAGAAAAGGUCGUUCCGUCUGUCUGUCAUCUGUCCCCAGCAGCGCAGAUCAGCUGGAUUGCGGUAGGCGAAUGCGACAGUUGGUCAGUAGAUUUGUUAAUUGAAAACAAUAAAUUACUUUAUACACAAUUAGUCACAUCUGCGCAAUUUCCGUGAAGUUCGACAUACUUCAUUGUUAAAAGAUUGCAAUGAAAGCUGCUUCUUCGAAAACUGUUAAGCCAUAGACUUUGCGAUUGGAACCGAGGCCAUAACACAGGUGAGAGCUACCGAGGUGUCAACCAGGUUUACCCAUCAGUGAGGAACCAAAACAACAUAAAACUGUCCCAAGAAACUCCUCCCAGAAAGGUGUGGAGACCAACAUGUCAUCCAAGAUGCAGAGCUCCAAUAACAUCACCAGUGCCAGGCGGGCUGUCCAGCAGCUGAGAAUAGAGGCUAGCAUUGAGAGGAUUAAGGUAUCCAAGGCCUCAGCAGACCUGAUGCACUACUGUGGAGAACACGCUAAAUAUGACCCUCUACUCAUGGGCAUCCCAGCCUCUGAAAACCCCUUCAAAGACAAGAAGCCAUGCACUAUAUUAUAGUAGUGGGAACAUUUUAACAGAUUUUUUGCUUUUUUUGUAUGUUCUUUUAUAGAAAAAUAUGUUAUGCUAAUACUGGUACACUAUUUGCCUUAAGGCUAGUUCUGCCUCGCCCCCCACCCCUAGGGCCCAUAGGGCUCUUAUCAAAAAUAGUUCAAUAUAAUAGGGGACAGGUUGACAUUAAAGAUUCAUAAUACUCACCUGUAAAGAAGUGCUGUUUCGGUACCAUCAAAUGCAUUGCUCCUUUCUCUUUGUUAGAUAGAACUAAGACCAAAGAGCAUCAUAAGCCAAAAUAGAAAUAAUUUGUGACCCAGAAACACAGGUUUAGUCAAUUCAGUUCUAAUUGCAAGGCUCCUCUGGAUAGUAACUAGUGUUCUUUCCUAUUGUUAUCUCAUAUGCACUGGUGACCUAUGCACUCUGUCCUCUGAACUAAGGACCAGCUGGGUUUGUGCUGUGGGUCCCAAACUCUGUGUAAUGGUCAAAUUAGCCUGGACAUAGACAAUAGCCCAAAGGCAUAAAGGAUUGCAGUUGCACCACACAAGUUAAACCUGUCAACUCUGAUAGUGUCAGCCAGUUAGUAGCCACACACUGACUUCUUUGGGAAACAAUCAGUAUGUAUGUUAUAGAUAAGCCUGUAAUAAACCAGAAUGUAAAUCACCCACACCCAUGACAGGAGGACAUCAGUACCAGAGCUGAUGAGCUAUUUAAUUAUGGGUCUCUGUCACAAAUUACACCCUAUUCCCUAUAUAGUUAACUACUGUAGACCAAAGCCCAAUGGGGUAGUUAAAUGUAAUGCACUGUAAAGGGAAUAGGGUUGACUUUUUGGACUCACACUUUUUCUCCUCACAAUCUGAGAUGGUGGGCCAACAAAAGGUAAUUGCCUUGGUGAAGUAGUAACACUUUAAAAGGGUGACGUAUGUACUUUUACACCUUUACCCAUUGUGAUCUUUCCCAUUUUGUUUGAAAGAUUCCUCCUAUUUGUGAAAUGUUUAACUUUCUUCUAAGUGGCUUUGGCUUACCAUAAAUCCCCUCAGAAGUUGGUAGUGGUCUUGAAGGUGAAAGGAUGAUUCUUCUCUUUGUUAAACCUGCAUGAUUUUGCUCCUGCAAAGAUAACAUUAAAGAUCCUUUUGUUUUCAGGUGUGGGUAUGAAAGUAUGACUAAGACUAACACAAUGCUAUGUAUGUUUCUCAUUCCUUUGCCUUAGAAACCAACCUUUUCUUUUUACUUUGCAUAGUUGUUUGUAUGUUCUUUAGAAGAGAGGUACAUAGCGGACACAUGCAUAUUGCAGGUCAGGGUACACUGAUAUUAUAAACCAUCUAACGGUGAGUGGAACAUGCAUCUCUACUUAGCCGAAGGAGAGGAAUACGAGAGGUGUCUGUGCCAUCUACACGACCCCUACCCAGCAGGUGAAACACACAAGGCUGUGAAAUUCUGAAAAGGAUGUUUCGCUUGACGGGGACAGAUCUGACAUCAGGGUGGCAAUGUACACAUUGUCUCGUUUGUGUUUGAUUGCCAUCCGUAAUUGUUUCACUCAAAUCACUUUUUAUUCUGACAGGGAUUGUGAGAUUCCGUCUGUAACUGUGCAAACUGUUAUUUCUUCUUGAAAGAUAACAUUCCAUAUUGCUCCAUUUUUAUAUUUUAUUUUAAGCUCUAACAAUGGUCGAAUAAUGAUAAUUUGCAUGGGAGUGUGCAUUUGUGUGUGUGUGUGUCUGGGUAUGUAACUGGCAAAACUUAAACGAUUGUUUCUUAGAUUUGUACCUAAUUUACACAAUCCAACUUUACCAUACAGGGCCUUAAUAUUCAAAUAUUCUUGCCUCGACAACUCAACAAUACCUUGCAGCCACACUCAAACAGCUGUAGUAUACUAAUACUGUGAGAAUCACCUCCUUCCUCGUGGGUGCAGGAAGCACAUCAAUUCAUUAUUCCUAUAAUUUUAAAUCCAGACAAUACACAGUGUUUGGUAUUAGGAUGGUCACACUACAGUGUUUGUAGAGGCAGGCUGCAGAACCAUCUGAAAUGUUCCCACAUCAUGUUACGCUAUGUCUCGAAAUUCAAUGCAAUCUCUGCAACCCAGAACCAUCUGAUAUUAUUCUAUUCAUGUUACAUAGUCUGUCCACAAUAGAUUAUAUUCUGUGACUUUAAAGACUUGCUUGAAGCAUAUCACUUUUAUCUUAUAGGUCUGUCAAAUCUAAACUCUGGAUGUGUUUUUAAACACCUGUAUACAUUAACUUUAUAUAAUAUAUAUCAAGGGUAAGAAACAUAGAUGAUUUAUUUGGCACCCCAACGUUGUGGGGGAAAAAAUACAUUUAUUUUUACCUUAUUUUUUGUUCUAGUCAAAAACAAGAACUAUAACAAUUUAGGAAAUAUGUUCCUGAGUAUUAUUACAAAUAAAACAGCAUACAUAAUUUAAAUCUUUUUUGGUUAUUUGCGCUGCAAGACUUUCUUUAUUUAUUACGUUCAGGCCAUCCAGCCAUCCAAAAUCAGUCCAUGGCUGACUCUGGAUGCCUGUACAUGUUAUACUGUAUAGGUUAUUUUCAUGUAUGUUGCAUAGAUUUUUGCCAAAUAGGUUUUUUCCCUAUUGCUUUGGCACCAGUGUAUAGUGCACAUUCAAAACAACAAACUGAGUAUAAUUUUAAUGCAGCAUGUUUAUUUUUAUCAAAACCUUUUUGUGUACAAUCACUUUCUUUGGUGUCUUCAUUCAUGAGACAACCAUUGAUCCAAAAUAUACCUAUGGUUACUGUGCAAUAACAUGACACUGUACAUUUAUUUUAUCACCAAAAUACUUUUUUUUUAAUAUGAAGUCAAUUUUAAUUCAGUUGCAAAAGAAGAAAUAUCCUAAAUUGCCCUUUGAAUGUAAUAUGCUACACUACUUUAAACUACACUCUACUGUUUUCACAUUAGGCAAUAGUCUUGAAAUACCCAUUCACAUGUACUGAAAUCAUACAGGCAUUGAUGCAAAGAAAAUAUGUAUUGCUAUAUAUAGUGCUGUCCUAUAAAUUGGAAGAGUAAACAUAAGUUUUGUUGUUUUGCCUCUGUUUUCCAAGAACAUUCUAGUUUUUGGCUCUGAAAAAACAGUUUUUUCUCCACACAUUCCUCUUCCCAUCAUUCAGGUACACGUUCAUGUUUUUUAAAUCUGUCCACAAUAACUUUUUUCCAGAACCUUGCAGGCACGUUUUUGUAUUUGUUUGGUCAUCCUAUCUGUUUUUGAGGAUUACCAGUGUUUUUCGCGCCUUGCAGUCCAGCCUCUGUUGUUGGGCUGGGGAAGUGUAGUGGCUGACACGUCCACACCUUCCUGGAGCGUGUUCACAGUUAUUUGACGUUUUUUUGUUCAUUAUGUUUAGCACCCUUUGGUCAUCUGCUGUAGAGGUCUUCCUUGGUCUACAUCUUUGAUUGAUCUACAGUAUUUCUGUUUCAGCUGCAUCAUGAUGGCCCGCUUGACUUGCAUUGACGCUACAUUGUCUUUUUGGGGCUCCUGACAAAAAGUUUUUGGUCAGAGAGUUUUGCAGGCCAACAGUAACGCAGCUAAGACGGUGUGAAAGAAAUGUGCGUAAGAGCCGAUUGCCACUUCAUUUUAACGGUGAAAGCUUUUGUUACAAAUUAAAGCUGACAGUUUGUUCUUUAACCCCAUCUUCAUUGUAUCUUUUUAAAUCUGAAGUGCUAAAGUACAUAGCCAAGACCACAAAACGUGUCAUUGUCCAAAUACUUGCCAAUACUAAUGUAGUGUACUUGCAAUAUAGGUGUACUGCAGCCUAAUAAGAGUCAACAGAAACCAGAAACGUCCUAUUUUCAGGUAUACAGUCUAUUCAACAUAUCUUACUUUACCCUGACCCAGAUGUGGAGACCCAGUUCAAGCGUUUCUUUUACAUCUGCCACAUUUUUGGUAUACUAUAAUCAAAGUAAACAAAUAAACAAAACAUAACAUUUAGCAGACAUUUGUUAUAAUCAAGCCCCUCUUGAGCAUUUGGUCCAUAGGUUUCCGUGCAAGUCGAAGUAAAUGUUUUAAUUGUGCUUCCCCUUUGUUUAAAAACCCUCAUGUUAUUCCAAACCCAGGCCUGAAGGAGGUUGGCAUGCCCAUUUGGAAUGGAUGGUUAUAUUGUUAUUAUGUAGAGCAGGUUUCAUGAAUACAGGUUAUGCCUAGUCUUGGACCAGAAAAUCCAGCUCAGUAGUGAUUCUUCAUUGAGCUGGAUUUUUGUUUAGUACAGGGCAAAGCUUAAUCUUUGUCGGCGAAACAGGUUUUUUGUGUAUUUUGCAGUAUUGCGUUGUUGCUAUUUCUGUUGGUCCUGUGUGGCUCAUCUACAUCACCUUUGUGUGUUGGAUUCCAGCUGGGGUCACAUACAAAACUGCGUGGACUCACUGUUGUCACUUUUGAUAAAAGUACCUUCCAAGUAGAGAGCUUAUAUUACAAUUACAUCAGAUGUUUGUAAAAUCUUAAUAGAUUAAAUGAUUAUUAAUUAUGAGCAGUCAGAUGAAGUAAUAGUAUUAUGUAUUUUAACAAUGAGCAGAUAAUGAACGCAAAAUUAUUAUGGGCUUAGUGUUGUAAAAAGCAAGGACUUUAUAUGAACAUGUAUUACAAACUAAACUGCUGUAUUUCUAAAUGAAUCACGGAUGAUUUUGUGUUGUACUUGAAAAUGUGUUUAGUUGGGAAACCUCUACGUUUUUAGUAAUCUGUUUUAAGUUUUGUACUAACUGUUGUGGAAAAUGUAUAAAUUUUUCAU
Esox lucius (northern pike) is the source of this 5302-nucleotide messenger RNA. It is a transcript of the gene gng12b, whose product is annotated as guanine nucleotide-binding protein G(I)/G(S)/G(O) subunit gamma-12. Gene Ontology annotation, biological process: G protein-coupled receptor signaling pathway. The transcript has 4 exons. The record is from RefSeq and is a predicted model, not a curated record. Gene Ontology annotation, molecular function: G-protein beta-subunit binding. Bases 372 to 590 code for a protein of 72 amino acids. NCBI's taxonomy places the organism in Eukaryota, Metazoa, Chordata, Actinopteri, Esociformes, Esocidae. Gene Ontology annotation, cellular component: heterotrimeric G-protein complex.